CAAUUUUUGAGUACGUGCUCUCUCAAAACACGAGCAAAAAACCCAUAAAAACAAAAACAGAGAAAACAGAGGAAAAACAGAGUGUUCCACACCACAAAAGCACAUUCCCAAAAACCACAACAUCCAUCCUCUGUUUCCUCUGCUUCCCAAAAAAAAAAAAAAAAUGGAUUCCACUGUUUUCUACUCUCCAACUUCCGAUUUAUCGCCGGAAUCGUCGUUGGGAUCUCAGGAAUCAUUUUCUUGGGAUUCAUUCAAUUCCAACAGCAUUAAUUAUCUCCCUUUCAAUGAGAAUGACUCAGAGGAAAUGCUCCUCUAUGGUCUGCUUUCCAACACCAAGCAUCAAGAAAUGGUUUCCGACAAUCAUCCAAUCAAAGAAGAAGAGGUAAGUUCGACGUCGGAAGAGGAGAAUCCGAUGACUAAGAAGGAGAAGUCAUAUAGAGGCGUUCGGAGGCGGCCGUGGGGAAAAUUCGCGGCGGAGAUAAGGGAUUCAACGAGGCACGGAAUAAGGGUAUGGCUAGGCACAUUUGACAGUGCCGAGGCCGCGGCUUUAGCAUAUGAUCAAGCCGCUUUCUCCAUGAGAGGCUCUGCUGCUAUCCUGAAUUUCCCCGUCGAAAGAGUUCGAGAAUCGCUUCGUGACAUUGAUUACGGUCCUGAAGAAGGUUGUUCCCCUGUUGUUGCUCUGAAAAGAAAGCACUCCAUGAGAAGGAAAAUUGUGAACAAGAACAAGCACAAGGAAAGAGAUUUGAGGAUAGAAAACACGGUGGUUUUUGAAGAUUUAGGAGCUGAUUAUUUAGAAGAAUUGUUAAACUCAUCGGAGAGUAGUGCUAGACCUUGGUAAUUUAAAAUCCCACUUAAAAGGCUCUCUCUCUCUCUCUCUCUCUCUCUAACUCUCCAGAUUAAAUCAGAUUUUGGUUCUUUCCUUUUUUUUGUUCAUCUUCUUUUUCUUUUUUUCUUUUUUUUCCUGUUCUGUUUCUUUUAUUUUAUUUUUUUCAUUUUCUUUCUCUUCUAAGAUUCUGUAUAAUCUUUAUUUUUAUUUUUGUUUUUUUGUUUCUGUAAAGAAUUAAGAAGAUAAGAGAAUUAUGUCAAUUGCAGAUCACCCCCCGGUGGGGAUCCAUUUUUAAGUAGUUAAUUAUUAAGACAGCUGUUGCUCUGGCUCUAGAUUUUUCAAGUCAAAACAACUUUUUUUUCCCCCCUCUGAGUCAUGCACACAUACAAAGAGAAAAAAAAGAAAAUUAAUAAAUAAAUAAAGUAGGGUCUCUCUCUUUCACAA
Molecule: messenger RNA, 1270 nt
Organism: Ziziphus jujuba (common jujube)
Lineage: Eukaryota; Viridiplantae; Streptophyta; Magnoliopsida; Rosales; Rhamnaceae
Product: ethylene-responsive transcription factor 1B
Exons: 1
Coding region: 164-838 (224 amino acids)
Biological process (GO): regulation of DNA-templated transcription; ethylene-activated signaling pathway
Molecular function (GO): DNA-binding transcription factor activity; DNA binding
Source: RefSeq, a predicted model, not a curated record